UUGAUAAGAUUAGGCUAGAUUUAGAUGAUUUAGAUAAAAACAACAUAAACAAAAAUGAAAUGAUCGAAAAUCUUUUUAUUAAUUAUAUUACUACGAUUAAAAAAUAACUUUAGUUCAUUUUUAACGAAAGUUACACCAAUUUUUCAAAAUGCACAACGAACAUUGUCGUUUAUGUGGCAAUCAGAACAAUGAAAUGUUUGAUAUUUUCAGCGAAACCGGUUCGAAUAAACAGCUCGAGUCGAAAAUCAAAGAAAUCGUUCGUUUGAAUAUUUCGCCGGAUGAUUCUUUACCGAAAACUGUGUGUGUUUCGUGCAUUAACCAUUUAGAAAACGCUUCGCAUUUUGUAGAUCAAUGUCACCAGACUCAAACUUAUUUGAGCCAACUGUACGAAGAAAUCAUAUUGCCAACUCCAGCCCAAAAUUCUUUCCGAGCGCCGAAUCAUGCAGAGAAAAUUAGGGUUGUAUUGAAUGAUCGAGCUGAUAUUGAGAUAAAUCUCACCAAAUUGAGAUCUAUCCUAACUUGCAAAAUAGAAUCCGAUCAAAUUAAUUUAGAAAACGAUUCUAUUGAAAACAACUCGAGUCAAAUAAUUUCAGCGCUACCUGAUCAUAACGAUACUAAUCAGAAUUCUACCCAAAUGCUGGAAAAUUCGAACGCUGUGCAAAACGAUUCCAAUUCAUAUCCAUCUACUUCGAACAGUGAACCUGAUGGCAAUACAUCCCAUAAAAAAAAUCCAACCCCAAUUGAAAAAAUCAGUGACGUAAAUUUGGAUAGUGUUCCAUCCAACGAUACGUUGUGUUCUUCUACCAAUGAUUCUCAAGAGACUCCUCUCGCUAAUACACAAAAUUGUACAACGAGUAAUCGUAGCCGAUUGAAAAGAAAAUGCACCAUGCGAACGACACCGAUAAAUGACCAUCCUGAUUCUAGCGAUGAAGAAAACCGUGAACCAGACGAACGUAGUGAUUAUAGCGAUGAUUUGACCAAUAAAUGUAACGAAAAUCGUAACAGUAAUACAAAAAAACCCAAACUUCAAACCGAACUUCGUCCAUUUUCAUGCAAACUAUGCAAAUCUUCGUUCAAAACUGUAAAGAUGCUCAAUCGGCAUAUAAAAACAGUUCACUCAGAUAAGCGACUCAAGUGUUCGAUCUGCGAUUAUAUAGGCAAAGAUCAUGUAAUACUAAAGAUACAUAUGAAAAAUACCCACUUUAAACCGUACGUUUGUGCCAUAUGCGACUAUAGAACCGGACUAAAGUUUAAAAUUCGAAAUCACAUUGUGAAAAAACACACACCAGCAUCAUGGACAUUGAACACAAAUGAAGAAAACGAUGACGAUAGAAGUAGCUUUUGUUGUGCAACUUGUGGAAAAACUUUUUAUGGAAAGAUGAAUUAUCAAAAGCACAUGAGCCUUCAGCAUAGCAUUCGUCCAUUCUCAUGCAAUCUGUGCACAUCUUCGUUCAGAGUUAAACAAGACCUCACUAAUCAUAUUAACACAAUUCACUCAGAUAAAAAAUUGAAGUGUCCAAUUUGCGAUUAUGUAGCCAAAUAUCAGAGUAAACUAACUGAGCACAUGAAAAGUACCCACUAUAAACCAUUUGCUUGUGCUAUAUGCGACUGGAGAACUGGAGAUAAAAAACGAAUUCGGCUACACAUCGUGAGCAAGCAUCUCGAAGAAAACAAUGAUAAAAAUUACUCUUGCGCUACUUGCAAGAUAACAUUUUCCCAUGAGUUGACUUACCAGAAGCAUUUAAAGGUUCAUUCUGGAAAAGGCAAAUUUUCAUGCGAACUAUGCAGAUCUUCGUUCGAAGCUGUAAAGAUGCUCAAUCGGCAUAUAAAAACAGUUCACCCAGAUAAGCGAUUCAAGUGUUCGAUCUGCGGUUAUAUAGGCAAAGAUCAUGUAAUACUAAAGAAACAUAUGAAAAAUACCCACUUUAAACCGUACGUUUGUGCCAUAUGCGACUAUAGAACCGGACAAAAGUUUAAAAUUCGAAAUCACAUUGUGAAAAAACACACACCAGCAUCAUGGACAUUGAACACAAAUGAAGAAAACGAUGACGAUAGAAGUAGCUUUUGUUGUGCAACUUGUGGAAAAACUUUUUAUGGAAAGAUGAAUUAUCAAAAGCACAUGAGCCUUCAGCAUAGCAUUCGUCCAUUUGCAUGCAAUCUGUGCACAUCUUCGUUCAGAGAUAAACAAGGCCUUACUACGCAUAUUAAGACAAUUCACUCGGAGAAACGAUUCAAAUGCCCAACUUGCGAUUAUGUAUGCACAUCCAAUGGCAAACUAAGUCGGCACUUGAAGUGUGCCCACGAUAAGCCAUUGACCUGUGCUAUAUGUGGCUUUAAGACCGGAAUGAAGUCACACAUUCGGAAACACAUUACGAGCCAACAUAUUCCAGCAUCAUGUAGCUUGAAAGAAAAUACUAAAAAAAACGAUAAACGUUUCUUUUGCUUAAUUUGCAAGAAAACAUUUGCCCGAGAGUCAACUUACCAGGAGCAUUUAAACGUUCAUUCUGGAAAACGCCCAUUUUCAUGCAAACUAUGCACGUCUUCAUUCAGAGUUAGAUCUCUACUCAAUUAUCAUUUACGAACGGUUCACUCGGAUAAGCAAUUCAAAUGCCCAACUUGUGAUUAUGUAGCCAAAUACAAAAGCAAACUAACUGCCCACAUGAGAUGUGCUCACGAAAAACCACUUACGUGUGAUGAUUGCGGCUACAGAACGGGCGAAAAAAGAAGACUUCAGCGACACAUUGCCAGUAAACAUACUUCGUCCAUGUCUUUAGUUUGUGAAGUCUGCGGUAAAGAGCUCGCAACAAGCAUUACUCUGCAUUAUCACAUGAAAAAUAUUCAUUUCCCGGAGCCGAAAGUUUGUCAAACCUGUGGCAAAGUUUGUCCUUCGAAUUCAAAAUACAGCCAGCAUAUAUUAAAAUGUGGCAAAAAGAAAGAAGAAUACGAAUGUGAGAAGUGCGGACAAACGUAUUCAAUAAAGGCUAACCUCUUAGAACACAUGAAUAAGCAUUUGAAUCGGAAACCUUACAAAUGUAAAGUUUGUGGUAUGGCAUUCUACCAGAGGAUUCGAUUGCACACUCACAAAUUUGUUCAUCGUGGUGCUAAUUUCCAAUGUGAAAUUUGUGAUCGGCCUUUUAAGAGAAAAGAUAAUAUGAAAAGUCAUAUGAAGAGACAGCAUUCGAAAAAAUAAAUCUAUGAGGUGUGAUUAUACGAUAGUGAAUGACUGAAGUUUAAAUUUUUUUAAUGACAAAUAUUUUUGUGUGUGAAUUUCUGUAUGUAUAUCGCAUGUUUAUUUUCUAUGUACGUUAAUAUAAUUUUUUAUUGGGCUCAAUAA
Messenger RNA from Planococcus citri (citrus mealybug), 3334 nucleotides. Its product is annotated as zinc finger protein 595-like. The record is from RefSeq and is a predicted model, not a curated record. Gene Ontology annotation, biological process: regulation of DNA-templated transcription. Lineage: Eukaryota; Metazoa; Arthropoda; Insecta; Hemiptera; Pseudococcidae. Gene Ontology annotation, molecular function: zinc ion binding; RNA polymerase II cis-regulatory region sequence-specific DNA binding; DNA-binding transcription factor activity, RNA polymerase II-specific. The coding region runs from base 149 to 3190 and encodes 1013 amino acids. Gene Ontology annotation, cellular component: nucleus. The transcript has 7 exons.